This is a messenger RNA of Salvia hispanica, 3538 nucleotides long. RefSeq names its product DEAD/DEAH box RNA helicase family protein. Lineage: Eukaryota; Viridiplantae; Streptophyta; Magnoliopsida; Lamiales; Lamiaceae. The record is from RefSeq and is a predicted model, not a curated record. Gene Ontology annotation, biological process: DNA repair; DNA recombination. Gene Ontology annotation, molecular function: ATP binding; nucleic acid binding; DNA helicase activity.
GUUUUUGACAUUUAGUCUAAAUAAUUUGUUUAUCAAUUUGAACAGAUUUCCCAAUUUCUCAGCAAUUACAGUAGCAUUUAUCCGCCAGCCAUGGCUCUCAUUUCUCAGUAGCCCUACUGCUUCCCCAAAGUUCGAUGGCUGCAUCAUCUAGGCAGCUCUGUUUCAGUCUCUUGUCCUUUUAUUUAUGGCAGUGACACCAUUGGCUUACAAAUUGUGCAACAUGGGUCUCAGUGAUAAAUGCUUGCGGCAUGCUGUGAAUUUUGAAGCUGAGAGAGCGGGCAGGAUUAUCUUUGGCAGAUGUCUUAGGUUUAACAAUUUGCUUGCACCGAAUAAUUUAACUUCAUGCUUUCGGUCAAAGCAUAAGUUUCCUGAAAAGUUGUUGAAGAGUUUAGAUGGAUAUGAAAAGGAAUCAAUGUUCAUUGGUUACAAUGGUCUUGAUGGCUUAAUUGGGAAUAAUAUAUCUAGAGAGAAGUUCAGAGAGACUUUAAAAGCUGGAAGUGCUGAAUUCGAUGUCACCUUGACAUGCAAAAAGUUCCCUUCCAUCUCUUUGGGUUACUUCCCAACUGUGGAAUUGUAUGAUGGGCCUGCAUACGAUACUCAAGCCUCAGAAUCACUGGUGCCUCAAGUUCAUGAAGGAUGCAUUCCUAGUCAUAUUGAUGCAAAUUUGUUGGAUCCAAAUUUCAUCUACCAAAACCUGGAAACGUUGUAUGCAGAGGUUUUAAAUAUAAAUAGGAAUCAUAUCGUGGAAGAUGACUUCAGCAAAUCAACUGCAGACUCUCAGCCACUUGAUCACGAGACAGAAGUCACAGAACCCAUAAAUACUUUGCAGUUGACGGUGGAUGAACCCUGCAUCUCUGCUGGCUCUGAGACCCAGUUACCUGCUGUCUCGGUGGCAGAAAUUCUUGAUGAAAGCAUCAAUUGCAUUGGUCUUAGCAAACGCCAGUGCAAUCAACUAGAAAAUUGUGGUUUUUACACAUUGCGGAAACUGUUCCAUCACUUUCCUAGGACAUAUGUUGAUUUACAGAAUGCUGAGGUGGACAUUGACGAUGGUCAGUACAUGAUUUUUGUUGGGAAAAUAAUAUCUUCUAGGGGUAUCCGGGCUAGUAGUUCAUUCUCAUAUCUGGAGGUUAUUGUGGCUUCUGAUGUUGCAGAUACUGAGCCCAAUUCUAAUGGAACAGAUGAUGGAGUUAAAAGGAGCACACGGACUAUAUAUUUGCAUUUGAAGAAAUUUUUCCGUGGAGCUCGUUUUACAUGCAUGCCUUUCCUUAGAAGUAUUCAGGGAAAGCACAAGGAGGGCGAUCUUGUGUGCGUCAGUGGCAAGGUGCGCACAAUGCGAAGUAAGGAUCACUUUGAAGUGAGGGAGUACAGUAUCGAUGUGGUUAACAACGAAGGAGAUUCAUGUGAUCUUGCCAAAGGGAGGCCUUAUCCCAUAUAUCCUUCCAAAAAAGGUUUUAACCCUGAUGUUUUUAGGGACAUUAUUUCAAGAGCUUUAAAGAUGUUGCCGGCUUAUCUUGAUCCUCUUCCCAAGGACAUUAUUCAGGAAUUUCAACUACCAUCACUCUCUGAUGCAUAUAUUGGGAUCCACCAGCCUACUAGUUUUAGAAUGGCUGACUUAGCUCGUAGAAGGCUUAUAUUUGAUGAAUUUUUCUAUCUUCAGUUGGGAAAGCUAUUCCAAAUGCUUGAGGGUCUUGGUACAAAGUUAGAGAAAGAUGGGUUGCUUGAAAGGUACACGAAGCCAGAACUCAGCACUAGACUUGUGGAAGAAUGGGCCGGUCUCACGAAAAACUUUAUGAAGGUUCUUCCAUAUACGCUUACGACCAGUCAGCUGCAAGCAACUUCAGAAAUCAUAUGGGAUCUAAAACGACCAGUUCCCAUGAAUAGGCUGCUACAGGGUGAUGUUGGAUGUGGGAAGACUGUGGUAGCGUUUUUAUCAUGCAUGGAGGUAAUUGCCUCUGGAUACCAGGCAGCAUUUAUGGUUCCAACAGAGCUACUGGCCGUCCAGCAUUACGAACACCUCCUAGGCUUGCUUGAGAAAAUUGAAGAUUCCAAUGGAAAGCCCUCAGUUGCUCUAUUGACAGGAUCAACCUCAACAAAGCAAGCAAGAUUAAUUCGACAGGGUCUCCAAACUGGGGAUAUCUCCAUGGUCAUUGGAACUCAUUCUUUAAUAGCUGAAAAGGUGGAAUUUUUGUCUUUGCGCAUAGCUGUGGUAGACGAGCAACAUCGCUUUGGUGUUGUUCAGAGAGGACUCUUCAACAGCAAGUUAUAUUUCAACAAUUUAACCUCCCAACUGAAGUCAACUAGUUCUAGUGACACUGCAAAAAAUGAUGUCAACAUGGCCCCCCAUGUUCUUGCGAUGUCAGCCACACCGAUACCAAGGUCGCUUGCCCUGGCAUUGUAUGGCGACAUGUCCUUGACUCAAAUCACAGAUUUACCUCCCGGAAGAACGCCCAUUGAAACGUAUGUUAUCGAAGGAAGCGAAGUUGGAUAUGAUAAGGCUUACCAGAUGAUGAUGGAGGAGCUAGGAGGAGGAGGGAAAGUGUAUCUCGUGUAUCCUGUAAUCGACCAAUCCGAACAACUGCCUCAACUCCGCGCAGCUUCAGCUGAUUUCGAAGCUAUCUCCAACAAGUUCUGCGGCUACAAAUGCGGGCUGCUACACGGUAGAAUGAAAAGCGACGAAAAGGACGAAGCACUGAGGCAGUUCAGAUCCGGCGAGACGAAAAUCCUACUCUCCACACAGGUCAUCGAAGUGGGCGUCGAUGUACCCGACGCGUCCAUGAUGGUGGUGAUGAAUGCAGAGAGAUUCGGAAUCGCGCAGCUGCAUCAGCUCCGAGGCAGAGUCGGACGCGGAGAGAGGAAGUCGAAAUGCAUCCUAAUGGCAUCCACAAACUCCAGCCUCAAACGGUUGAAGGUUCUCGAGGAAUCCUCCGACGGAUUCUACCUCGCAAACAUGGACCUCGUGCUCCGCGGGCCCGGCGACUUGCUCGGGAAGAAACAAUCGGGCCACCUUCCCGAGUUCCCCGUUACGAGGCUCGAGAUCGACGGAAACAUUCUUCAGGAAGCUCAUCUUGCAGCAUUGAAAGUUCUAGAGAGUUCUAAUGAUCUGAAGAAAUUCCCAGACCUUAAAGCUGAGCUUAGCAUCAGACAGCCUCUUUGCCUUCUUGGGGACUAAAUCAAUGGCAUUGUAGGGUACAAAGUCAGAAGCAGAAGGUACAAAUUAUGUAUGACGUCAUAUUCACCUAGUGCUGACGUAUGAAAGUGUUGGUGAAAAUCUAAUGGUGUGAAAAAGGUGAAUCUUAGUUAGUUAUUAAGGUGUUUAAGGUUCUCUCUCAGUUUAUGUGUAAGUAUGUGUGUAUCUAAUGUUUUAACACAAAAUUUUAGUGAUUAGAAACAGAAUAUAAAUACAAGGGAGGGUUGAAGUGGGCCCAGUUGUUAUCCACUGAUGCUGCAUUGUUGGGCCUACUGUGGGCUGCCGACUGCCAUGUAAAGCAAGAGCAAUUCGUGGGCCCCAUUUCCCUAAUUUUAUGUGAUUGGCCCACUA